AUGGAGAUGGCUGAGCAAGGCAGAGGUCCCGGAAGGCCCAGAACUAGGAAUGUGGAGCCUGAGCAAGAAACCGGAGGUGCAGGCGUGCCUUGGCAACAGAUGAUGCAGCAGAUGCUACAGCAAAAUCAGAUGAUGGCUCAAAUGAUGCAAGGCAUGCAGGGACAACAACCUCCUACUCAAGUUCCCGUUCCUCAAGCUGCAACUAGACCAGACUUUCGUGCCUUCUUCAGGAUGGAUCCUCCAGAAUUUGUAGGUGGUCUUGACCCAGUGGUAGCUCAUGACUGGUUGGCUAGUAUGGAGAGGAUAUUUCAAGCAAUCCAGUGUAAUGAAGAAGAGAAAGUAAUCUUCGCUACACAAAAGAUGAAAGGACCGGCUCUUAGGUGGUGGAAUACCGCAUCUACUUAUUUCACUACUCAAGAGAUCCCUAAGGAUUGGCAUCACUUCAAGGCAGCAUUUCUAGAGAAGUAUUUUCCUAACAGCGUUCGGACCCAAAGAGAAAGAGAAUUCCAGAACUUCAAGCAGGGCAACUUGUCGGUUCCAGAGUAUGCUGAGAAGUUUGAGGACAUGGCCGAUUACUCGCGACAAGCUGUUUAUGCUCCGGAUGAACUAUGGAAGAUUGACCAGUUCAUGAUGGGUUUGAGGGCCAACAUCGCUCAUAGUGUGUCCAAAAGAGAGUUCACUACCUAUGCUGAAUGUUUGAGGCAAUGUUAUGUUGCUAAAAACAGUUUGAAGAGGGUUCAAGAAGAGAGGGACCAAAAUAGAACUAACUAUAGAGAACAAGGGAGAGCUACUCAACACUUGAGGCCCCGUAAUUCUCCAUCCAAGAAGAAGCAGGGUUAUGGUGACCACUCUAAUUAUCCUCCUCAGUGUGGUAAGUGCAAGAGAAGACACCAUGGUGAAUGUAAGCCAUUUCCAGUUACUUGCUUCGAGUGUGGGAAGCCGGGCCAUGUUAUUAAUAAUUGUCCAAAGAAGAAAGAUCCUGAGAAGACUGCAGGUCGUGUAUACACCCUAGAUGCAAGAAAGGCAAAAGGGAACAACAAUCUCAUUGCGGUUACUCCAUUACCUGAUCCUAUAAUCAUUUCUUCGGCGACGGAUGAUACCGUGGAAGCUCGACUAAUUUGUAAGGGGUGUUCGGUGUCUUUUAAUGGUCGUGACUUCCCGAUUGAUCUAAUUUGCUUACCCCUCAAAAGACUCGACGUCAUCCUUGGAAUGGAUUGGUUGUCUCUUAACUCGGUGUAUAUUGGUUGCAAGGAGAAGACCAUAUUUAUUCCUGCAGAAGAGACUUCUUCCGAUGAUGCAAUUACCAAGUUGGUAGAAGCAAUUUUCAUGGACUACAUGAAUCGAAUAUUUCAACAAUAUCUGGACCAAUUCGUAGUGAUCUUCAUUGAUGACAUUCUGGUAUAUUCUCGUACUUCCGAAGAACAUGAAGAGCAUUUGCGGAUUGUGUUGUCUAAUCUUUGA
This is a messenger RNA of Vicia villosa (hairy vetch), 1461 nucleotides long. RefSeq lists its product as uncharacterized. Lineage: Eukaryota; Viridiplantae; Streptophyta; Magnoliopsida; Fabales; Fabaceae. Gene Ontology annotation, molecular function: zinc ion binding; nucleic acid binding. The transcript is spliced from 3 exons. The coding region runs from base 1 to 1461 and encodes 486 amino acids. The record is from RefSeq and is a predicted model, not a curated record.